UCCUAAAAAGAUAAUUUCAUUUCCCAAGACACAGCCAAAAGAAAGAAGAAAAAGAAGAAAACUUAUCUUCUUCACCUUUAACGCAGAGCAAAACAAUGGCUUCCAUAGCUGGUGUUAGUAUCACAACCCCUAGAAUUUCAGCCAAAUCAUCCGAUUCCGCCAAAAUUCAUUCCUUCAAAUUCCAAACCCUAAACAGUCCAUGGAAGAAAUCAGCUCAAUUCGGGUACCGCAGGAUGUAUGCAGCUCCGGAUAACAAGCUAUCUGAUAUAAUUGCGGAAAGUGUUAAAGAAGCUGAAGAAGCUUGUGCGGAGAAUCCGGUGAGCGGUGAGUGUGCGGCGGCGUGGGAUGUGGUGGAAGAAGCUAGCGCGGCGGCAAGCCAUGCGAGAGAUAAGAAGAAGGAAUCGUCAGAUCCAUUGGAGAAUUACUGCAAGGAUAAUCCUGAAACUGAUGAAUGCCGUACUUAUGAUAAUUGAUUGAUGAUAAAUACUCAUCGUCAUGUAUGUGUUGUGUUUUUUCAAAUGGUAAUUUGAUUCUCUGUUUUUGUUAAUCUUCACUUAGUAUUGUGCUUAAUUACACCUACUUUUCAGAGUUUCAAUUUAUGUGAUAUAGUUUGAGCGAA
Solanum dulcamara is the source of this 619-nucleotide messenger RNA. Its product is annotated as calvin cycle protein CP12-2, chloroplastic. The transcript has a single exon. The record is from RefSeq and is a predicted model, not a curated record. Gene Ontology annotation, biological process: negative regulation of reductive pentose-phosphate cycle. Gene Ontology annotation, cellular component: chloroplast. NCBI's taxonomy places the organism in Eukaryota, Viridiplantae, Streptophyta, Magnoliopsida, Solanales, Solanaceae. The coding region runs from base 96 to 473 and encodes 125 amino acids.